AUGUCCAAAAUCCUGAUUUUAACGGCACUGAUUGCCGCUGCGACGGCCUUGCCGUUAAACUCAGCCCCAACGGCUCUUGGCAUCGACUCCACGCACAAAUUAACGGACAGAAUCGCGAGUUGUCUGAAGAAAGGGGGAGUUUCGGCCGCCUUCUUCCAGAUCUCCGACAGAGUUGGCAACGAUUUGACGGGCGUGGAGAAUGCGAAGAUCGCGAAUAACGGUAGGAUUUAUACGUAUAGACCUUUUGCAGGACAAAAAACGUACCAUUUAGCAUCCGGAAAGCAUCAAAAAAUGUGGCAAAAUACCUCCCUGUCCAUCUAAAAAACUCCGUUUUGAAGGGCACGCCCUUAUUAAAGUUUUUUUCACUUGGAGAGGGAGGUAUUUUGCCACAUUUUUUGAUACUUCCCGGACUCAAAAUGGUACGUUUUUUGCCACUGGAUCAGGUCCGUCACUAUACUUAUCAGCCUGGAGGGAAAAUAAUGAGCACAAUGUCGCUGCGACGAUCAUGUCGCUGAAUCAAAAAAAAUUGAUUUUUACAGCGAAAAAAUUUAUUUUUUCUGCGGCAAUGCGAUUUUGGAUGCCAUAAAAUGCCCAUUAUUUCCCCGACAGACUCAUAUCAGUCUGUCGGGAAAAUAAUGUGGACUUCGCAGCAAAAUGUCUCGCUUUAAUCUCCGCGUAGCUGGACGAUUUCAAGACGCGAUAAGACCACAUUAUUUUCCCGACAAGUAAUGCUUGUGAUAGGUAAUGCUUGUAAAACUUUUAGCUGGUCUAAAAAUCGAAUUUUUCGUCACCCCCAAGAUUUUCGGCGGGUAUGCAGCUCAACAGCUGUACGAUGUGGCCGACUUCGCCCAGCGCCAUGGAAUCAACCUUACCCGAGUCUGGCUCAAAGCGACCUCGCCGGUGAACUGGGAGAACUUUCAAGGCAAUAACGUCAAUUUCAUCAAGGACUUUGUUUUGGCCGCGUCGGUGAGUAAAUAGACGUUAAAAAAAGAGGGAAACGAGGGCAUCAAACAGAGGAAGUACCUCAAGUGUGACGCUCAGAUUUUGAAGAAACUUGGCACAAAUUUAAAACAAUUUUUUCGAAGGUAUAUGCGAAAAUUCUAGAUCGCGAUUUUGCAGAAACAACAGAGAUUUUUAGUUCGAAAGUCGGCGAAAAUUUGAGACUUUUUGUCAAAUUUCGCCACGAAAAGUUUCGUACCUAUUUCUACCGUAAAGGGUAAUAUUUCCACAAAAAAUCAAUUUUUUCUGCACGAAACUAGCAAAGUUAUGGCCAAAAAGGAUUUUCCUCUGACCGCUCUCCGCAUUUUGCCUACUCUCUCGGCCGCAAAGAUCGUUGAAUAUCUCGGCUUUGCCUUCAAAGUGCGAGCUAAAACUUUGAGGAAUUGAUAUAUGGUCUACGUAAAAUGUGUGUGAAAAAUUUCAAGGAAAUCUGUGAAAAAAAAAUUUUUUUUUAAAUUUUUUUUGUAAAUAAAAAAUUUAUUUUUCUUUCAAAGAUAAAAAUUGCAGGUUGUUUCUGCAAGGCGCAAGCUAGAAAUCUUGCAAAAAAAUUACUUUUUCAGGUGCGUAAGAUCAAAGUGGGCCUCUUCACCAACUGGUACGACUACAAAGAGAUCACCGGCAACUCGCCGCUCUUCGCCAACCACGAUCUUUGGUAUUGGCACGCGUUGGGAGCGGGCGCCAGCGCCGAAACCUCCAAAGAUUUCAGCGAUUUCCGCACCUUUGGCCCAUUCCGCGGCUGGCCCUUGGCCAAACAAUACGGGAUCGAGGAGAGCGUCUGCAACUACCAGACCAAUGUCAAUGUGUUUGCUGCAUCAUCGUUGGCUUCGAACAGCGAUAACAGCAUUCCAAUCGGAGAGGGCGCGGCUUUUAUCAAGGGCAAUUAG
This is a messenger RNA of Bursaphelenchus xylophilus (pine wood nematode), 1883 nucleotides long. Lineage: Eukaryota; Metazoa; Nematoda; Chromadorea; Rhabditida; Aphelenchoididae. The record is from the annotation of a GenBank genome assembly.